Messenger RNA from Cyprinodon variegatus (sheepshead minnow), 999 nucleotides. Its product is annotated as adhesion G protein-coupled receptor E4-like. Lineage: Eukaryota; Metazoa; Chordata; Actinopteri; Cyprinodontiformes; Cyprinodontidae. Gene Ontology annotation, molecular function: G protein-coupled receptor activity. Gene Ontology annotation, biological process: adenylate cyclase-activating G protein-coupled receptor signaling pathway. The transcript has 8 exons. The record is from RefSeq and is a predicted model, not a curated record. Gene Ontology annotation, cellular component: membrane. The coding region runs from base 110 to 895 and encodes 261 amino acids.
AGAUGAAUGUAAAGAUAAAAAUGUUUGUGGUUCGAAUGCAACCUGCAUAAACACAAAAGGCAGUUAUAACUGCACCUGCAAGGCUGGUUACAUACCUAAAUCUGGAAUUAUGACCAUUAUUGGGGAGAGACAGCAAUGUGAAGAUAUAUGUAAGACUGAUGAAACAACCUGUGGAAAUGGAACAUGCCACCAAGGGACCAGUGGUCAUUAUUGUGCCUGCUCUGCAGGGUUUACUAACUACGGCAACAAAAAAUCUCGUUGUUCUGAACUGGACUGUGGCAUUUUCAGAGAUGUCAAUAAUCUAGCAGAGAAUUUUCACAUUGUACAGGAUGGUGUGAAGCUACUGAGUAAACGCUGCCUAAAGCUCAUGGAGAAUGCGGAUGUAGAAGACCUUAAUGGAGAAGGCUUACUAGAGAGCCUGCUCUCCAUAAUUGACCAAAUUUUAUCGACUGGGUUUCUCACUAGUAGCAGGAAAGUCUCCAGCUUUCUUGACUUGGUGGAACAAAGUCUAAGUUUCAUAGGACCUUUUAUUAAACCACCAGGAACUAAUAGAUCCACCAAACAAACAGGUAAAACUAAAGAUGACUGGGCUUUCACCAUUACUGCAGUGGCUCAGCUCUGUGUGCUCGGCACCAUGUGGAUCUUUGGCUGUUUCCAGUUUGAGAAGGGCACAAUAGUCAUGUCUUAUCUGUUCACUAUUUUGGGGAGCCUGCAAGGUGUCAUGCUCUUUGUCAUGCACUGUCUUUUUUCAAAGCAGGUGAGGGAGGAGUAUGAAAACAUUCUUUCUCGUUUAUGCACACCUCAGAAGAGAGCAUACUCCGAGUUCAACUUCUCACAUUCAAGUAAAGCUAAUGCAUCAAGAAGUUCCCAGGACACAGGAGAGUCUCACAUCUAAUAUACCAGAAGCAGAAUGUGCAUAUUAAAGCUUUAUGGCCUAUCUUUACACCCUACAUGCUUCUUUUUCAUGCCAAUACUUAAAAAAAGUUUUCUUGAUAAAUU